Molecule: messenger RNA, 1488 nt
Organism: Phaedon cochleariae (mustard beetle)
Lineage: Eukaryota; Metazoa; Arthropoda; Insecta; Coleoptera; Chrysomelidae
Source: the annotation of a GenBank genome assembly
UUUGAAUUUGCCGCCGAACAACGAGCAUGCUCAAGUUAUUUGACUCGAUCGUGCUUUGACAGACGUGACGACAUAUCCUUCUAUUUCUCUCUCUUUUCAAUCCGUCUCUUUUUAAUUCCAACAGUUCUCGGUUCGGGACAAAAAUACAAGAUGGUGAACGUACCAAAACAACGUCGUACAUUUUGCAAGAAAUGCAAGGUCCACAAGCCACACAAAGUGACACAAUACAAAAAAUCCAAAGAACGUCAUGCUGCCCAGGGUAGAAGGCGUUAUGACAGGAAACAGCAAGGUUUUGGUGGUCAAACCAAGCCUAUUUUCCGUAAAAAGGCGAAGACUACGAAAAAAAUCGUACUCAGAAUGGAAUGCUCAGACUGCAAGUACCGCAAACAAGUGCCACUGAAGCGUUGCAAGCACUUUGAACUUGGAGGUGACAAGAAACGUAAGGGACAGAUGAUCCAGUUCUAAGUUCCAUACACUGUUAAAUUAUCUUUAAAAAAAUAGACCAUCCUUUGUAUAUAAACUUUGUUUAUUCAUUUCUCAACAAACAUACAUUUUUAGCCACCAGUGUUGAUUUUGUAACUUAUAAAUUGAAAUUAACUGACAAUAAAUGGAACAGUUGAACCUGUACAAACAACAUCUCCAGUUUUACACAUUUAACAAGUUGAAAGAAAUAAUCAUAAUUGGUGCUGAAAUCAUAUUAUGAUGAAAACAAUCUUGCCAUAUCUAUAACCUAUGGUAGAUACAAAAAAAAAAGAUAUAUCAAUAAUAUUGUCUCACAUUAUAAACAUUUGGAUAAUCCUAUGAGAUUUUAAUAUUUUUUUAGGUUCAUGUUGAUAAAACUAAUGUACUUUAUCAAUUGAUCAUGCAAAUAUAGACAUGAUUAUGAAUCAAGAGGUUUUCUAAAAAUCAUAAAACCAUUAAUAUGACAUGAAAAUAUUAUUAAUAUUUGCAGUUUUUUCAUUGAUUUGACAAAAUAGGUUACUCUGAUUCAUUUUUCAACAUUUCUUCUGUUAACCCUGGUAUCACAUCAUCUGGAUUACUAUAAUAAAAAAAUGAAGACUGAUAUUAAAAUAAAAGCACCCAGAAUCAAUAUUUAGGACACCAUACAUAUUCAAGAUCAACAAUUAAUUUCUAACCAUCAAAAUAAUACCUCAAUGAAAUCAAUUCAUGGAAGUUAUUUAAAAAAAGAAAAGUACUUACUCUAAUAUCUCAGGAUCAGCACCUUCAUUUUGCAUCUUCAGUCUCACUGCAGGUGCAGGCACUCCAAACUGCAGCAUUUUGAAAAACUUUUUGAACCUAGGAUCCUCUUUGGCCUUGACCCCAUGCUGUUCCACAAUGACAGGCUGGGUGGACUCUCUAUGAUCCCCAACAGGAGAGUCAUCUCUUGUUUCCACUUCAGGCAGAUCUAAUUUAAUGGUUUCAUCUGGUAUAUCAAUUGCAAUUGGGUCAUCCUCAAUUUUAAUAUUAUCCAAGCCUGGUAUUGAUGAG